Messenger RNA from Sphenostylis stenocarpa, 636 nucleotides. NCBI's taxonomy places the organism in Eukaryota, Viridiplantae, Streptophyta, Magnoliopsida, Fabales, Fabaceae. The record is from the annotation of a GenBank genome assembly.
AUGGCGCCACCAAUCGCGGCGCACCUCACGGUUUUCGCCUUCCUCGUCACUGCUGUCUCUGCCACCACAACCGGAUACCACAACCACACCGUCGGCGGUGACGCCGGGUGGUUCUUCAACUCCACCACCAACACAACCGCCACUAACUACACUUCCUGGGCUUCAAAUCAAACCUUCGACCUUGGCGAUUAUCUCAUUUUCAAUACGAGCUCGAACCAAACGGUGGUUCAGACUUACAACUUGACGACCUAUCUGAACUGCACCGCCGACGAUACCGACAACGGCACUUUCGUGUACGACGGCGGAAGCAGUAGUUUCAGCCAAUCGUUGACCAUCGCCGUGCCGUUGACCAUAGUUGGACCGAACUACUUCUUCUCCGACGCCGGCGACGGCGUCCAGUGCCAACGCGGCUUGGCCUUUGAGAUCGACGUUCAGCGCGGCCUCGGCUUGCCGCCGAGCCUCAACCAGCCGCCGCCGCCGCCGCCGUACCAGGAGCCUCCGGGUCCCGACGUCGCUCAGUCUCCGCCGGUCCCCGUGGCGCAGUCUCCCAGCGGCGGUGCGUUUGCGAGCCGCGCUGACGUGCAUUUCCUGGUUUAUGGUUUCGCGGCGUUGUUGCUGCUGCAGCAAUUUCAGUGA